ACAAUCUUCAACAAAUGCAAAGUUAAAGUCUCCAUUCUCCAUAGAGCCUUAACAUCUCAUAUGGUUGAGUGGCAAUUCCACACUAACUAAACUUCAUGUGAAAAAUUAGAUUCUUGAAUCCAAUAAUUCAUCACCAAAAAAAUUAGAUCUCCAUAACUAAUAAGUUUUUGUUGCAACCCCACUAUUCUUAUUCCUACCUCUUUUCUUUUCACGUGAAAAACAGAAAUGGAUCUUGAAGAGUGGGAGGUUCUUCCUGAGGAUGGGUUUCUUGAAAUCCAUGAUGAUGGUGGCAACAAGAUUUUCUCAAGAAAAUUUAUUUCUGAUUCCAAUAGAGUUUUCCAUGAUUACUUUAGUUGUUCAACUCCAAAUCCUUGUCAAUUUGUCCACUCAACAGUGCACCCUAGAGUGCCAAAACAACUUAUCCCACUCUCAAUUCAACUAGAGCCAAGAAUCCAGAAAACACAAGAUGAUGAUCAUGAGGUUUCUAAAGAAGUCAUCACUACUCAAGUUCCUUUUGAGAUCACCAUUUCUGAAAAGAUCAAACCUCCAGCAGCUAUGAUGGAAACAGAGCAAGAUCAAGCACUGUCACAAGUUUUCUUCAAGAAAAUGAAGGAUACUGAAAGUAGACUUACAAAAGACAUGAAAGUAGACUUACACAAGACCUUUGUGCCACAAAUUGAUCAGGAGUAUCCUUUUCCAUUUGAGGAGAAUAGUGAAGUUAUUGAAAUUGACAAAGAUAUAGUGAUCAAGAAAAUGAAGAUGGAAGCUGAGAUAAUUCAUGAAGAUAACAGAGGUGGAUUAAACCUAUUGACUGGGAUUGGUGCUAUCUGCUCAUUUGGGGUUGCUGCUGCUGCUACCAUUUGCAUCAUCUUCAUUGGUAAUCGCCAAAAACAUAAGCAAAAUCAGAUGCUUCGGUUCCAGAUCUUUUCUGAUGAUAAGAGGAUGAAGCAAGUAGUUCACCACGCAAGCAAAUUGAAUGAAGCAAUAUCAGCAGUAAGAGGAGUUUCUAUAAACAGAGCACAAAUCACAGUUGGGGGAUACUAUGAUGCUGUCUGAAGCAAUAAAUAUCCAGUAAUGACUUAAUCAGCCUCCUGAGUCAUUGUUAUGUCCAAGUAUUUUAUAAAUAUAGGAUCAUUAUAAAUGCUGUGUAGAUAUAUGUCGGAUUUCCUAUAUUCCAUGAGCUUAGUAAGGUCAGUUAUUCUAAAAAAGAAAACAGGAGUUUGGUAAUGUGUGAUGUUUGGUUGUGUGUGUUGUACAUGCAAUUUACUUGUGGAGGCUAAUCUAGGACUUGGAGGGUUCAAUUUUUUUUUAAUCGGUGGACCAAUCUUUAUUCAUGAGAGGAAAGGAUAUGAUACAUUUGGGAAAGGGGGAUUUAACACC
Messenger RNA from Nicotiana tabacum (common tobacco), 1380 nucleotides. RefSeq lists its product as uncharacterized. Lineage: Eukaryota; Viridiplantae; Streptophyta; Magnoliopsida; Solanales; Solanaceae. The record is from RefSeq and is a predicted model, not a curated record.